This is a messenger RNA of Drosophila navojoa, 486 nucleotides long. It is a transcript of the gene fzr, whose product is annotated as fizzy and cell division cycle 20 related. The record is from RefSeq and is a predicted model, not a curated record. Gene Ontology annotation, biological process: positive regulation of ubiquitin protein ligase activity; anaphase-promoting complex-dependent catabolic process; positive regulation of anaphase-promoting complex-dependent catabolic process. NCBI's taxonomy places the organism in Eukaryota, Metazoa, Arthropoda, Insecta, Diptera, Drosophilidae. Gene Ontology annotation, cellular component: anaphase-promoting complex. Gene Ontology annotation, molecular function: anaphase-promoting complex binding; ubiquitin ligase activator activity; protein binding.
AGCCAAUAGUCUAAGCAGCAACAACAACAAUUCACAAUGUUCAGUCCGGAGUUUGAGAAACGCAUCCUGAAGCACUGCAGUCCCGUGGCUAGAAAUCUAUUCGACAAUCUGGAAUCGUCCACAACGCCAACAUCGUUGGAUCGUUUCAUACCCUGCAGAGCUCACAACAAUUGGCAAACGAGCUUUGCGUCCAUUAACAAGUCGAAUGAUAACUCGCCGCAGACAAGCAAGAAGCAGAGAGAUUGUGGAGAAACGGCACGCGAUAGUCUGGCCUAUUCGUGCCUACUGAAGAACGAGCUCCUUGGCUCGGCCAUAGACGAUGUGAAGACCGCCGGGGAGGAGCGCAACGAGAACUCCUAUACGCCGGCGGCCAAGCGCAGCCUCUUCAAAUAUCAAUCACCCACCAAGCAGGUAAGCUCCUUCCCUCAACACAGCCACUCCCCCCACCCUCUCAAAGGCCUGCCCCUGGACACGACCUGUCUCUGA